AUGGCAGAUCCUUCCGAAGACUUUGAGAAACUACCAAGACCCGUCCAGCACUGUAGUUCCGAUUCGUCGAAUUCCGACGAUGAAGGUGAGCAAAUCGAGCAUGUGCUCAAGGACGGAGCACCCGAGGAAGCGCUGACUCCAGAGUCCGAACGAAUAGUCGUUCUCGGCCACGACGUGGUGAGGUCGGCGCCCGCGAGUCUUGUCCCGAACGCCAAUCCUUCCUGGAUCAAUCGCAUCAAAUCGUGAGUUUCUCUCUCGAAUUUCUUCUUCAAUAUUAAACGGCUUCUUCAGAGCCGGCGCUUCCGUUAUAGAGAGCAUUCGUCCGUCCAGCUCCGGACAGGACGUGCGCCAGGCGGAAGGAUACGAGAAGCAUCCGAAGAGAAAGUGGAAAGCGAAGUUGUGGUCGACCUGGAACAACAUCAAGUACUCGAGCACUUGGAUGUCGGAUCGGAGUGACGAGUACGGCGGAGACGAGGACGUAGUGUUCCUCGGAAGAAAGUAUUCCACCAGCAAAGACGGUCAGUCCCCUCCCAUCUCUGUCAUUUCCAUUUGUUUACCCUUCUGUUUGUAAUCACCCCUCCUGGCACGGUCUGACUGACUCACUAGUGUGCCAAUGAAAGUGAAUGAUGGGAAAGAAAGAGUGCUUUUCAUUUGCAGACAGUGGCGCAAGUCGAGGAUUUGAGGAGUUCUGUUCGGAUUACUACUCGAAAAUAUGGAUCACCUACCGAACGGACUUUGCGCCGCUUCUUGGCACUGAUGUGAGUCACGUCACGAACUCCGCUUCAUCGGAAUCCUCAGUUCAUUUUUAGACGACGACCGACUGUGGAUGGGGCUGCAUGAUUCGGACGACGCAGAUGAUGACGGCUCACGCGAUAAUGCUGAAUCGGUUCGGAAGAGACUGGCGAUUCGUGAGACGGAAAAAGUCCCACGUGGCAAUGGAACAUGGCGAAGAGACGGAGUUUGAUAGGGAAAAACUGCUGGAACUGAUGAUUCUGAAGCUGUUUGAAGACAAGGAAUCCGCGCCGUUGGGCAUCCACCGGAUGGUCGGUAUCGCGUCGAGUGAGAAGGGAAAAAAAGCGGUUGGCUGUUGGUACAGCCCCUCGGAAGCCGUGUUCAUAAUGAAGUGAGUCUAACUGCGGCUGAUCUAUUUCAGAAUUUCAGAACUGAUUGUUCAUGUUCAGAAAAGCGCUCUCCGAGUCGAUAUCGCCGUUCACUGGCGACACGGCGAUGUACCUUUCGAUCGACGGUCGAGUUCACAUCCGCGACGUGGAAGUUGAGACAAAGAACUGGAUGAAAACGCUCAUUCUCGUGAUCGUGGUCAGGCUGGGAGCCGCCGUGCUGAAUCCGAUAUACGUGCCUCAUCUGAUGCGUCUCUUCUCGAUGGAAACGUGUUUGGGAGUGACCGGCGGACGGCCGGACCACUCUUCCUGGUUCGUCGGAUAUUAUGGAGAUGUGAGAGAUGAGAGUCGAUUGAGCAACUGUGUUAUAAUAAUUCCAGCAAAUCAUCUACCUGGAUCCGCACGUCGCCCACGAAUACAUUCCGAUCGACACGAAUCCGAGUGAUCCCAUACCAGCGGGAAAGGUGAGCAACAUUAUAGUCUGGAUAUUCGGAUUAUUGUACUGUUUUCAGAAAGCGAAAAAGUGUCCGGAACGGAGCUACCACUGCCGUCUUCUCUCCAAAAUGCACUUCCUCGACAUGGAUCCCUCGUGCGCGCUCUGCUUCCGAUUCGAGUCGCGCGAGCAGUUCGACAAAGACAUGCGGGCUCUCAACUUGGUCAGCUACAGUACCCCCCCCCCUUUUUUUGUAGUUAUUUGUUUAUUUUCCAGUCGCAAUUUAUCGACAUCGACCAGGGCGAAGAGCACGGAAUGAAACGGGUGCGAGACCCCCUGUUCAGUGUGGUUUACGGAGAGAGACGCAGCGAUCCGCACUAUGAACAGACGGCCACUGAGGCGGAAAAGGCUCAGGCCGAUCGGCACGGAUUCGAGAUGCUGUAG
Messenger RNA from Caenorhabditis sp. 36 PRJEB53466, 1995 nucleotides. Lineage: Eukaryota; Metazoa; Nematoda; Chromadorea; Rhabditida; Rhabditidae. The record is from the annotation of a GenBank genome assembly.